AUGUCUACUCACGAAACGCAACAUAAUAUUCCUAGCAUCCCCAUUAAAACCAAGAAAGAUACUUAUCUUUUUCGCGAUGCGUCUUCAGCCUUACAUCCACCAAAGCGGCCCAAGAUCACUAGCGAGAAUAUUUCCACGUUGUCCCCAGUUGCAACUAUAAUUAACCCUUACAAUGAACAUUUGUCGCCAGAGCAUAAACGCCUUGCAAAGCAGCAAAUUACAGAUCAAGCAAACAUGGUAUCAUUAAAACAAUAUCCAAUAGCAUACAACAUGCUGAAGCAGGCCUUGGAAGUGGAAUUACCAAAUUUGCCUCAUUUUCUUUGGACAUUUGUACAGCCUGCUGACAUUAUGGCUCACGACGCUACCUUGAUCAAAAUCAUUCAAUUCGUUUUAACCGACUUCUGCAGCAAAUGUCAUCGCAAUGCAUUCUAUCAGUCAAAAUUUGAACGUACUCAUUGGAUUGAUCGAGUUGUGCCAAUUCUUCAAUGUUUUGGCGACCACAGCCAGCUCCUUGGUUUUCAAUGGUGCGAAAUUCCGACCGAAGAGCAUGUUGAAUUUACGAUUGACCCUAAAUCAUGGAUGAGAACUGCAACUGUCAAGUAUCACGAUGGUAUAGGUCGACUUAUCAUGGAAGGGUCAAGCAAUUGUAUCGACAAAGAGAAUAUUGAACACACUCAGGGGGAUACUGUCAAAGCACUGUAUGCAUCCAUUGAACUUUUGAAUUCAUUUGUACGACGUCACGCCGCUGCAUCAUUUUCAAGUCUUUGCUCUGUUUUGUCCUUUUCUCUGCAAUGUGUAUGCACCACUAUUACUUUAUCCACCACGAAAAUGGACUAUAUCAACAUUGGCAGCUAUAUUCAAACAGAAGUACGACAUGCAGAUAUUCCAAAUAACUUCAAUAACCGCGUAUCAUGGAUGGAAGUCUUUGAGCUUGUUGCAUAUCUAUUCACAUCCCUUCGAGAACAAGAAACCAUUCUGGAAACCAUAAAGAAAGAAAACUCUGGUAUUGUUCUUGUCAAAGAUAUAGAUCGUGCGUUACAUGUUUUAGAUGAGAUCAAUGACCGGCCUCUACCUUAACUCGACAUAUACUAUGAAUGAAGUUUUAAGAUAAAUUAUAUCAAUAAUAUAUUGACACCAUUUCGACCUAAGCUAAAAUAUACCUCAUCAUGACUCUACGUUUUUAGAUAUUGGAAAUAUCAUGUUUAACGUUCCUAAAAAAAACUAGACAAGCCAGACACAACUUAUUAUUAAUUUACUAUAAAAUAUAUAUAUAAUCUAUCAAUUUCUUGCAAGCAUGAGGUUUCAUUCAACUAAUAAUUUAACUUAGGAAAACAUUCCUUAAUCUUGGGUUGAAGGGAUGGCUGUACGUCGGCAAGAGGUAAACACAGCUAUAUUAUAGUAUAAUUUUUCACAAAACUGUGCCUUCUCUUUAAGACAAAAU
Messenger RNA from Cokeromyces recurvatus, 1441 nucleotides. RefSeq lists its product as uncharacterized. The transcript is spliced from 3 exons. The record is from RefSeq and is a predicted model, not a curated record. NCBI's taxonomy places the organism in Eukaryota, Fungi, Mucoromycota, Mucoromycetes, Mucorales, Mucoraceae. The coding region runs from base 1 to 1077 and encodes 358 amino acids.